Cladophialophora psammophila CBS 110553 is the source of this 1554-nucleotide messenger RNA. RefSeq lists its product as uncharacterized. Gene Ontology annotation, molecular function: carbohydrate:proton symporter activity. Lineage: Eukaryota; Fungi; Ascomycota; Eurotiomycetes; Chaetothyriales; Herpotrichiellaceae. The transcript has a single exon. The record is from RefSeq and is a predicted model, not a curated record. Gene Ontology annotation, cellular component: membrane. Gene Ontology annotation, biological process: carbohydrate transport; transmembrane transport. The coding region runs from base 1 to 1554 and encodes 517 amino acids.
AUGGGUCGACUGAUUCCACGCAUCACUGUCUAUAAUUGGGCAAUCGUGAUGCUGCUUGCUACUGGCCCGAUGGCGUGCGGUUAUGCAAUGUCGUGUCUCAGUGGCGCGAUCGGACAGCAUGGCUUCUAUGUGUCCAUGGGCUACACUGACGACCCCAGUGACCCUGAUUAUAAGCGCACGUCACAUUUCCUCAGCGCGGCCUCUGGGACUUUCAUCGGAGGUGCCUCAGUAGGGGCUGUUAUGGCUGCUUGGGCUGCAGAUGCGUUAGGCCGAAAACUCAGCCUGCAAUUGACUACACUGGUCUAUAUGCUCGGUGGAUCACUGCAGAGCGGUGCUGUCAACCCAUCCAUGUUUCUUGCGGCGCGGUUCUUGUCUGGCGUUGGUAUGGGCUCGCUGCUUGCAGUAGCGCCAAUGUAUCAAGCUGAAGUCUCGCCCCCAGAAUCACGCGGAUUCAUGGUGGCAAUGACUGGCUUUAUGUUUGCGAUUGGAAAUUCACUUUCUUGCUGGAUCAAUGUCGGCACUUAUUUCAGGGGUAUCAGUGAUCCCGAAUCAGGCUUCGCGUGGCGGUUCCCUCUUGCCGUCCAACUGUUACCUACCUUUAUCUUACUGCUAGGAUCACCUAUUCUCCCAGCAUCGCCGCGGUGGCUCAUCAUGAAAGAGCGCCACGAAGAGGCCUCGAAUAUCCUACGCCAGCUACAUGGUCAUUUAGGAGAGCAAGCAGACGAAUACGCAAAACGCGAAUUCAGUCAGAUGUCCAGGCAGAUCGCUUUCGACUCCAGUGUUUCAAAACGAAUCGGGCGUUUUCCUAUUAUUCGGACAGCUUCCAACCGAAAACGGGUUUUCCUGGCUUUUAACUUGCUUUGGGGCACGCAAUUCCUAGGCCUAACAACGGUCGGAAUCUACGGAGUCUUGGUGUACCAGCAGCUGGGAAUGACGGGGCCUGUGCCAUUGAUUCUGCAGGCGAUCUGGGUCAGCAUUACAAUACCAGGAAACUUCAUCAACGCAGCCCUAGUCGACAAAGUUGGGCGUCGCCCUUUGCUCCUGAUCGGCACAUGCGGCAUCCUCAUGUGUGUGAUACUGAACUGCAUCCUUCAAGGCUUAUACCUAGAGCCUAACUACAGACCAGGGCUAAAGGCAUCUAUUUUCCUCACCUUCUUGAUGAUCUGCUUCUGGUGCACAUGCAUAGAUGCCACUCAGUUUGUCUAUAUCUCGGAGAUAUUCCCAAGCUAUAUACGUGCACAGGGACAGGCAGUCGGCACGUUGGGAUUGACACUGUCAAAUGUUAUCCUCCUAGUCGCCGCUCCAAUUGCCUUGGAUGCUAUCCACUGGAAAUUCUAUCUCGUCAACAUCUCCUGGACCGUGCUGUUUAUAAUCACAAUCUUCUUCCUCUACCCCGAGACCAGUGGGAAGUCGAUCGAGGACCUCAGUGCUACCUUUGGGGACACCGUGGUCGUCAGCUUCGAAGACGCUGUUUCAGAGGAUAAAGUGGAGGUGCAAGGGGAUGGCAAGAUAUCGAUUUAUGAUACAUAUCAGCAAAUUGAGAUUUCCAAAUGA